Messenger RNA from Trichoplax adhaerens, 624 nucleotides. RefSeq lists its product as uncharacterized. NCBI's taxonomy places the organism in Eukaryota, Metazoa, Placozoa, Uniplacotomia, Trichoplacea, Trichoplacidae. The coding region runs from base 1 to 624 and encodes 207 amino acids. The transcript is spliced from 6 exons. Gene Ontology annotation, cellular component: nucleus; cytoplasm. The record is from RefSeq and is a predicted model, not a curated record.
AUGGCAAUGUUGGCCGAUAUCCAUAGUCGAAGUUGUCGAGUGUGGGGGUCCUCUGAUCCAGAGCAAUUGUAUGUGUAUAUGGGAUCUCGUGCAAAGAAAAUUCUAGAUCAAUUGGUGCUAUGGGAAGCUGCACACAAUAGCUCCAAGAAAUGUCUACAAUCUUUGACCAAUCUUGCUGAUCAACUCCAGGCUACAAGGACUUGCGAUCAAAAAGGAUUAUGGCAAAAAACGCAACUAGGUCAAUUUCAAGAUUUAAUUAUCCGUCUAAAUUAUAAGCAAGUUCAAGCUAUGGAAGCCUUGAUGAAUGCCUUGAAGACUGAUUUGAUGACAUGUAACGAUAUUACUAAUACCAUUGCAAGAUUUAAAGCAUCUGCUUUUAGUAUAUACCAGAAAUAUGCAGAUGAAAUUCAGCUGCAGGAUGCUGUUAUGCCAACUGCUACAUGUCCUGCCCUUGUUGAUCUUCUCGAUUGGUACCUCACGAAGAAGCGAGCACUACAUGAUAUAAAUUAUGAGGAUAUUGAUACCAUCAAUACUAUGCAGGAAUUAUGGAAUGAAAAUGAUUGUAUUCACUAUUUAAAAGAUGCUAGAGAACAAAUUGGCGUUUUCUUAUCCAAAGCAUUUUAA